UCUCCACCGCCGGGGCUCCCUCUGCUUUCUCGCGUCACGUGUCAAGUCGAGGGGCCCCAAUCAAUCUCGUGCUUCGCGCCCUGGCCCCUUCUUCCCUGCGCUCCGAAGUCCAGAGUGCUGUGUCCCCGGUUGCAUGAUCCCCAGCAGGGACGCUUACAGGGAUUCCAGAGAAAUCCUUUUGGGGAUUUAAUUUAGCCCUGACAUGCCACCUCCAACAGACAAAAGAAUAAACUAUACCCCUCCAGAUGGUGGAUGGGGAUGGGUGGUGGUAUUUGGAGCAUUCAUAUCCAUUGGAUUUUCAUAUGCUUUCCCUAAAAGCAUAACAGUUUUUUUCAAAGAAAUCCAGGGUUUCUUUGACACUUCAUACGGUCAGAUUGCAUGGAUUUCUUCAAUUAUGUUGGCUACUACCUAUGCUGUAGGCCCCAUUAGCAGUAUUUUAGUGAACCGGUUUGGUAGCCGACCAGUGGUGAUAUUUGGCGGGCUGCUCUGUGGCACAGGGAUGAUCUCUGCUUCCUUCUGCACAAGCAUUUUUCAGCUGUAUAUUUGUGCUGGAUUUAUCACAGGGCUUGGCCUUGCCCUUAACCUCCAGCCUUCUGUGAUCAUCGUUGGAAAGUACUUCCUGAAACGACGACCACUUGCCAAUGGCCUUGCCAUGGCAGGAAGCCCUGUCAUGCUGUGUACACUUGCCCCUAUGAACCAGCUCCUUUUUGACAACUUUGGUUGGAGAGGGAGCUUUUUUAUUCUGGGGGCAAUUCUACUGAACUGCUGUGUGGCUGGAGCUCUCUUUAGACCCAUUGGAGCAGCAACAGGCCCUGCUAAGAGCCCAAAAGAGAGGCCAGCUGUAGUGACUCCAGAAGAACAGCUGGAAACAGGAAAAGCUGGGCUUGACAAUGAAGAGAGGGAGGACAGAGACUGUUGUGAAAAUUUUAACAAGUACCUUGAUUUAUCCCUUUUCAAACACAGAGGCUUCCUGAUAUAUUUGAUAGGAAAUGUGCUCAUGUUUCUGGGAUUUUUUGCCCCAAUUGUUUUUUUGGCUCCUUAUGGGAAGCACCUUGGAAUUGAUGAAUAUUCUGCAGCUUUCCUCCUCUCUAUUCUUGCCAUGGUGGAUAUGGUAGCCAGACCGGUUACAGGACUCGUUGCUAACAGCAGAUGGGUGAGGCCAAAGAUCCAAUAUUUUUUCAGCUUCUCCAUUAUUUUUAAUGGUGUCUGCCAUCUCCUGUGCCCUUUAGCAACAGGCUACUCAGGUCUAGUAGUGUAUUCAGUGUUUUACGGCUUGGCUUUUGGAAUGGUUUGUGCAAUGCUGUUUGAAACCCUCAUGGACCUUGUUGGUGCCAGCCGAUUUACAAGUGCUGUAGGACUGGUCACCAUAGUGGAAUGUUUUACCAUACUGCUUGGGCCACCUCUUGGAGGAACCAUUAUUGAUAUUUCUGGGGAAUACAAAUACAUGUUCAUUAAAUGUGGUUGUGUGAUGAUCUUGGCUGGAUUGUUCCUGUUCAUCAUGAAUUACUACAAUUACAGGAUGCUUGCAAAAGAAGAGAAAGGGAAAAAAUGUGAAGUGCCAAAUGUGAUGAACACCUAAGGACAGAAAGAAAGGAGGGCAAUAUCCAGAACCCAAAACUUACACAGGAUGGCCCUGAAACAGUCCCUCUAAAAAUGGAAAAGGCAUAAAGAAAGAUGCUGAGAGCACAAAUGAGUCCUAAGCUUGUUUUAUAAGCCUCUGACCUGGAAACAGGUCUUUUGUGUUUGUUUCUUAAAGUGACCAUAAGUGAAUCAUAUGAAAUUUCUGUUCUGCCUUUAUAUACUACAUUUAUCUCUAGAAUAAAGUUAUAGUCCAGUGGCA
Messenger RNA from Heteronotia binoei (common prickly gecko), 1840 nucleotides. RefSeq names its product monocarboxylate transporter 2-like. The record is from RefSeq and is a predicted model, not a curated record. Gene Ontology annotation, biological process: monocarboxylic acid transport; transmembrane transport. Bases 203 to 1579 code for a protein of 458 amino acids. Gene Ontology annotation, cellular component: membrane. Gene Ontology annotation, molecular function: monocarboxylic acid transmembrane transporter activity. Lineage: Eukaryota; Metazoa; Chordata; Lepidosauria; Squamata; Gekkonidae. The transcript is spliced from 5 exons.